AUGUCUAUCAUCAUCACUGGUGCGAAUGGUUACGUCGGACAAGAGCUGGCAGCAGCCUUGUUGGACCAAUACCCUAAGACCACAGUGACCCUUACGGAUGUGGUCACUCCAGCGCUUCCGGAGGCUGCCGCCGCCCACGCAUCGCGAGCCAAGUGCGUACAAGCAGACCUGAGCUCGCACGAAGUGGUUGACGAGAUGUUCAACGCGACCCAUCGCUUCGACACGGUUUAUCUCCUACACGGGAUCAUGUCGAGCGGCGCCGAGGCCAACUUCGAGCUGGGUAUGAAGGUCAAUCUCGAUGCCACGCGGUACAUCCUCGACCGACUGCGCGCCGUCAUGCCCGGCGUCAAGGUGGUUUUCACGUCCAGCUUGGCCGUGUAUGGCAUUUCGCCGCCCGGGUUCGUCAUCGACGAGAGCAAUCUGCCCCCAAUCCCGUUGACCUCGUACGGAACACAGAAGCUCAUCGUUGAGUUUAUCCUGAACGAUUACUCGCGUCGCGGGUUCCUGGACGGGCGCGCGGUGCGUCUGCCCACGGUGACGGUACGAGCGGGAAGACCUACACAAGCGGCGAGUAGCUUUGCCAGCGGCAUUAUCCGCGAGCCCUUUAAUGGAGAGAAGGCACUGCUCCCCGUGAGCAAGACAACAGAGCUGUGGAUCUGCUCGCCCUACACGGUGGUGAAGAACCUCUUGCACGCGCGGGAGAUCCCCAAGGAAGCGUUUGGGGAGUCGAGGUCCGUGAACUUGCCCGGAUUGAAGGUUAGCGUGCAGGCGAUGCUGGAUGCGCUGGAGGAAAUUGGAGGACCGGAGCGGCGGGCAUUGGUGGAGGAGAAGUACGAUGCGGAUAUUGAUCGGAUCGUGCAGACUUGGCCGCCGAACUUCAACACGGCGCGGGCGAGACAACUGGGAUUUUCGGAGGAUAUGAGUUUGGUGGAGAACAUCCGGGAGUAUGCGAAGCGACUGAGGUAG
Aspergillus terreus NIH2624 is the source of this 966-nucleotide messenger RNA. RefSeq names its product SDR family oxidoreductase. The record is from RefSeq and is a predicted model, not a curated record. Bases 1 to 966 code for a protein of 321 amino acids. Lineage: Eukaryota; Fungi; Ascomycota; Eurotiomycetes; Eurotiales; Aspergillaceae. The transcript has a single exon.